This is a messenger RNA of Myripristis murdjan (pinecone soldierfish), 1756 nucleotides long. RefSeq names its product LIM domain transcription factor LMO4-B (gene lmo4lb). The transcript has 5 exons. The coding region runs from base 353 to 832 and encodes 159 amino acids. Lineage: Eukaryota; Metazoa; Chordata; Actinopteri; Holocentriformes; Holocentridae. The record is from RefSeq and is a predicted model, not a curated record.
AGCGUCGGAGACGGAGGGAGGCAUGCUGACAGACAGGCAGAUGUGAGUGAGAGGGAGGGAGCCGAGCCCGCCUCAGGUGUCCUCCUCUCGGCCGCGCUCAUUUCGCUUUCACCGCCUCUUAAAUGUCGGGGAGAGUUUCCCCAACUACUGCCGCCGCCGUCACGUCCCCUCUGAGUGUUGUGCUGCUUGGCCAUGCUUUGCUGGGCUGUGGAGAGCAGAACAUGUCAAGUCUAACUGCGCUUAUAUAACUGCAAGCGGCCCGCGGCUCUCCUGCAUUUGUAUCCGUCUUCUCAAACUUCUCCGUAGGAAAGAGAAACCCUUUGCCUCGGCUCGGCGCUGCUGAGGGCCCAGCAUGGUGAACAGCCAGGCGUCGGGCAUACCGCCGGCCCCCAGGUCGUGUGCAGGAUGUGGGGGGAAGAUCGCCGACCGCUUCCUGCUCUUCUCCAUGGAGCGCUACUGGCAUACACGCUGCCUCAAGUGCUCUUGCUGCCAAGCCCAGCUGGGGGACAUUGGCACCACCUGCUACAGCAAAGGGGGCAUGAUUCUGUGUCGGAGCGACUACAUCAGACUGUUCGGGCACAGUGGGGCGUGCAGUGCCUGCGGCCAGUCGAUCCCAGCCAAUGAAAUGGUGAUGAGGGCACAGGGGAACGUUUACCACCUCAAGUGUUUCAGCUGUGCCACCUGUAGAAACAGAUUGAUGCCCGGUGACCGCUUCCACUAUAUCAACGGUACAAUCUUCUGCGAGCACGACAGACCUGGCGCUGCCUUGCUCAACAGCCACCUGCCUCCACUUCAGAGCAGCUCUGUGCUGACAGACCAGAAGGUAUGCUGAGCGGCAGGGAUGCUGACCGUCGCCCUCGCCGUUCUCCUCCCAAGCUUCACCUACUCCUCGGUGCACUCUUUUUUUUUUUUUUUACCCGCUACUGAUGCCGUUGUUGUGGAUUCUCCUCAUCUUCCAGCCUCUCUUCCCCCAGGGGGAGGACGCCAUUUCUCGCAGAGAUAUGCUUUCUCCGUCACCAUAUCAAAGACAGCACACAGCAUACAAAGUCACAUUUAUGUUGUAUUUGAUGUUAAGGUGGUCUGUGAGUCAUGCAAAGACUUACGUGUGGACUAACUACUCCGACAAGGGUCCUUUAGGACUAAGGAAAUAAGGAGCCGAAGACGCUUGAUGGACUGCUGUGAAAUGAUUUGGUCACUGCUGGUUUGCUUGUGCCAAGUGGCAUUUCUGCCUCUGCCCCUCCUUUGAGCGUCAGUGUCUUUGAUGAACUCUUGAUCUCUUUGUUGUACAUGUUAAUCUGGGAUCUUAUACACUGAGGGCUGACCCUGAGUAUGUUAUCGAUGGGUGCCAGGCUAAAAUCUAGGGUGUCAAAAAAGUCUGCAGUCAGAAACUGCUAAAUGUGGAGCAAACUGGCUGCAAAAGUGGGAUUUGUACCCAUAAGUCCAUUCACAGGCAUGAAAUUUUGUUUACUGAAAUUUUUCAACCGGUCAGCCAGCCUGAUUCCUGAUGUUUAGGGAAAUUGUGCAACAAUCGUGCUGUCGAUUAAGAGAUCAAAACUAUGAAAGAAGUCAUCCAUGUACACAUACUUCCCACGACUGCAGACUUUACAAACACCCUGUAGAAAGGACAAUUGAAAAAUUCCAGCAAAGGUCUUGUUGUAGAACUCUGUAGAGUUUUAUUUCUUUAUCAGAUACCUGUUCAAUGUGUGAAAAAAAAAAUUGUGGAGUAAAAAAAAGUUAAAAAAAAAAAAAAAAAUGC